This is a messenger RNA of Dicentrarchus labrax (European seabass), 3838 nucleotides long. RefSeq names its product GATA zinc finger domain-containing protein 14-like. The coding region runs from base 1 to 3753 and encodes 1250 amino acids. The transcript is spliced from 3 exons. NCBI's taxonomy places the organism in Eukaryota, Metazoa, Chordata, Actinopteri, Moronidae. The record is from RefSeq and is a predicted model, not a curated record.
AUGUCGCUCUCUCUGCUUCUGCUGCUGCUGGUCUGCAGCACCCAGGCGACGGAUUUUUAUGGCACAGUGAUGACCUAUUACCCCAAAAACACUAAUGCAGAUGGAUCUAUGGCGGUACUUAACUACAACCAGAACUACAAAAACUACAACCACUACUCCACCCACAACAACUGCACCACCAACAACAACUACUGUACCAACUGUCACCACACAGGCUACAACAAUACAAACCACCAUUCCCUCACCAACUACCCAGUUAACUUCAACGACUGUCAUUUCACCCACUCCCCAAAGUACAACCAAUAUUCCCUCAACAACUACCCCACUAACUACAACCAGCACUACACCAACUACAGCUGCUACUCCAACUACCACUACACAGGCUACGACUCAAACCGACAUUCCUUCAACAACUACCCUCUCAACCACAACAACCACCAUUCCCUCAACAACUACCCCACUAACUACAACCAGCUCUACACAAACUGCAACCACUACUCCACCCACAACAACUGCACCACCAACUACAACCAGUACUCCAGCCACAACAACUGUAUCACCAACUACAACUACUGUACCAACUGUCACCACACAGGCUACAACGAUACAAACCACCAUUCCUUCAACAACUACCACUACAACCAGCUCUACACAAACUACAACCACUACUCCACCCACAACAACUGCACCACCAACUACAACCAGCACUGCACCAACUACAACUGCACCACCAACUACCACUACACAGGCAACCACUUCUCCAACCACAACAACUGCACCACCAACUACAACAACUACUGUACCAACUGUCACCACACAGGCUACAACGAUACAAACCACCAUUCCUUCAACAACUACCCAGUUAACUUCAACGACUAUCACUUCACCCACUACACAAAAUACAACCAAUAUUCCCUCAACAACUACCACUACAACGAGCACUACACCAACUACAACCACUACUCCACCAACAACAACUACUACUGUACCAACUGUCACCACACAGGCUACAACAAUACAAACCACCAUUCCCUCAACAACUACCACUACAACCAGCACUACACCAACUACAACAACUACUCCACCCACAACAACUGCACUACCAACUGCAACUACUGUACCAACUGUCAACACACAGGCUACAACAAUACAAACCACCAUUCCCUCAACAACUACCCAGUUAACUUCAACGACUAUCAUUUCACACACUCCACAAAGUACAACCAAUAUUCCCUCAACAACUACCCCACUAACUACAACCAGCACUACACCAACUACAACCACUACUCCACCCACAACAACUGCACCACCAACUACAACCAGCACUACACAAACUGCAACCACUACUCCACCCACAACAACUGCACCACCAACUACAACCAGCACUACACCAAUUACAACUGCACCACCAACUACAACUACUGUACCAACUGUCACCACACAGGCUACAACGAUACAAACCAGCAUUCCCUCAACAACUACCCAGUCAACUACAACCAUCACUACACCAACCACAACAACCAGACAAAAUACAACCAAUAUUCCCUCAACAACUACCCUGCUAACUACAACCAGCACUACACCAACUACAACUGCUACACCAACUACUACUACACAGGCUACGACACAAACCGCCAUUCCUUCAACAACUACCCUCUUAUCCACAACAACCAUCAAUACACCAACCACGACAACCAGACAAACUACAACCACCAUUCCCUCAACAACUACCCCACUAACUACAACCAGCUCUACACAAACUGCAACCACUACUCCACCCACAACAACUGCACCACCAACUACAACCAGUACUCCAGCCACAACAACUGUAUCACCAUCUACAACAAUUACUGUACCAACUGUCACCACACAGGCUACAACGAUACAAACCACCAUUCCUUCAACAACUACCACUACAACCAGCUCUACACAAACUACAACCACUACUCCACCCACAACAACUGCACCACCAACUACAACCAGCACUGCACCAACUACAACUGCACCACCAACUACCACUACACAGGCAACCACUUCUCCAACCACAACAACUGCACCACCAACUACAACAACUACUGUACCAACUGUCACCACACAGGCUACAACGAUACAAACCACCAUUCCUUCAACAACUACCACUACAACCAGCUCUACACAAACUACAACCACUACUCCACCCACAACAACUGCACCACCAACUACAACCAGCACUGCACCAACUACAACUGCACCACCAACUACCACUACACAGGCAACCACUUCUCCAACCACAACAACUGCACCACCAACUACAACAACUACUGUACCAACUGUCACCACACAGGCUACAACGAUACAAACCACCAUUCCUUCAACAACUACCCAGUUAACUUCAACGACUAUCAAUUCACCCACUACACAAAAUACAACCAAUAUUCCCUCAACAACUACCACUACAACCAGCACUACACCAACUACAACCACUACUCCACCAACCACAACUACUACUGUACCAACUGUCACCACACAGGCUACAACAAUACAAACCACCAUUCCCUCAACAACUACCACUACAACCAGCACUACACCAACUACAACAACUACUCCACCCACAACAACUGCACCACCAACUACAACUACUGUACCAACUGUCAACACACAGGCUACAACAAUACAAACCACCAUUCCCUCAACAACUACCCAGUUAACUUCAACGACUAUCAUUUCACCCACUCCCCAAAGUACAACCAAUAUUCCCUCAACAACUACCCCACUAACUACAACCAGCACUACACCAACUACAACUGCUACACCAACUACUACUACACGGGCUACGACUCAAACCGACAUUUCUUCAACAACUACCCUCUCAACUACAACAACCAUCAAUACACCAACCACGACAACCAGCCAAACUACAACCACCAUUCCCUCAACAACUACCCCACUAACUACAACCAGCUCUACACAAACUGCAACCACUACUCCACCCACAACAACUGCACCACCAACUACAACCAGCACUACACCAAUUACAACUGCACCACCAACUACAACUACUGUACCAACUGUCACCACACAGGCUACAACGAUACAAACCAGCAUUCCCUCAACAACUACCCAGUCAACUACAACCAUCACUACACCAACCACAACAACCAGACAAAAUACAACCAAUAUUCCCUCAACAACUACCCUGCUAACUACAACCAGCACUACACCAACUACAACUACUACACCAACUACCACUACACAGGCUACGACACAAACCGCCAUUCCUUCAACAACUACCCUCUUAUCCACAACAACCAUCAAUACACCAACCACGACAACCAGACAAACUACAACCACCAUUCCCUCAACAACUACCCCACUAACUACAACAAGCACUACACAAACUACAACCACUACUCCACCCACAACAACUGCACCACCAACUACAACCAGUACUACACCCACAACAACUGCACCACCAACUACAACAAUUACUGUACCAACUGUCACCACACAGGCUACAACGAUACAAACCACCAUUCCUUCAACAACUACCACUACAACCAGCACUACACCAACUACAACCACUACUCCACCCACAACAACUGCACCACCAACUACAACCACUGUACCAACUACCACUACACAGGCUACAACGAUACAAACCACCAUUCCCUCAACAACUACCACUACAACCAGCACUACACCAACUACAACCACUACUCCACCCACAACAACUGCACCACCAACUACAACAACUACUGUACCAACUACCACUAGACAGGCUACAACGAUACAAACCACCAUUCCCUCACCAACUACCCAGUUAACUACAACAACCACCACUACACCAACCACGACAACC